UAUACAGAAGCCACGCUACUUCACCGUUCAUCAUCAACUCCACUCUCUCUUCUCUUCACCUACGCACUUGUAUCUGAAAAACCCACAAUGGUUCACUCAUAAAAAUCUUUAAAAAAAUCAAAUAAAUGAUCAGUAGAGAAGUAUACAGAGAUUUUGAAGAACAAGGGGAAAAAGAGAUCUCUCUUUGGAGAUUAUCCCAUCUGUUUCCCCUUGUUUCUCUCUCUACCCAGAUCUCAUAAACCCUCUAAUCUGGGGUUAAAGGGUAUGUGCAUUUGUUCAGGCAAGGGAUUGUUGUGGUAUUUGGGACUUGAAUGUGCUUUGGAAUGGAGGGUUGAGAUUGGUUUUUUUGAUUUUUGAGAUCGGUUGUUGAUUUUUGUGCUGUGUUGUGUGGGAGAGAGAGAUGGGGAGUUCGAGUGAGCCGAACACAAAGGGCAUUGAUUCGGCAGUUGGUGGGUUGGUUUGGGUUCGGAGGCGAAAUGGGUCGUGGUGGCCUGGUCGGAUUAUGGGUUUGGAUGAAUUGUCUGAGAGUUGUUUGGUGUCGCCGAGAUCGGGUACUCCAGUGAAGCUUCUGGGAAGAGAAGAUGCAAGCGUGGACUGGUAUAAUCUUGAAAAGUCUAAACGGGUGAAGGCAUUUCGUUGUGGGGAGUAUGAUGAGUGCAUCAAAAAAGCCUUGGCUUCUGCAGCUAAUUCUUCCAAAAAAGUAGUGAAGUAUGCUCGGCGUGAAGACGCCAUUCUUCAUGCUCUUGAGCUUGAAAGUGCUCGCCAAUCCAAAGAUCAUCCCGACUUGUGCUCAGAAAUGGAUAAAUCAGCUGGUGAACCACAACUUGUCAAGGAGUCACCAACAAUGUCUGAUUCUAGCAAAGAAAUUGAACGUCUGGAUGAGGAAUCAAGUAGUUUCGAAGACAAUUCUAAUUCAGUGCCAGAAUUCUCUCAGUCUGGUGUAUCAUUUGAAGAGCCGAACCAGGUCGGUGCUUCUAGAGAGCAAUCUGUGCAGGGGACACGACGACGAACCCCAAAUGAUUCAGAAGAUGAUGGAACAGAAGGAGUUAAGCGUAUGAAAGGACUCGAGGAUUUGGGAAUGGGUAUAGUAUCAUCAUUGAAAAGGAAGAGAUCUCAAGUGGCCCAUGUUCAUGAGUUCUUAAAACGGAAAAAUCGUCGCCGUCCCUUGACAAAGGUUUUGGAGAGUACAGCUAUGGUGUCUGUUCCAGUUAUGUGUGAACAACUUCCCAAUCCAAUUGGAUCACCUCUCCGAGGAGUAUCUGACAGCAAAGUUUCUGGAUUAGAGUCCAAUGAAUCAAAGAGAAGUUUCUCAAUGGUACUUAAUAACUCAGACAGUACGGGAGUUUCAUGUGAAAAUGGAAUCUCAUUGAAUGCGUCUGGACAUAAUUCUGAUGCAUCUCUUAUUAACUACAAACAAAAGGAGAACGAAAUUUCCAGCAUGUCAGGGUUACCUAAGAAUGAUUCUGCUGAAACAUUAUUUGAUGUGCCGUUCAUAGAGGAGGAGAAGCACCCCAGAGGCUUUGCUCCAAUUCUGGUAUCAUGUUCGUCUCAAAAGCCUCAUAUUGGUCCUGGGGGACAAUCUAGUCAAAGCAGUCAAGUUGAAACUGUUUCUGUGGGAAACGAAGAACUUCACGAGUCUGGUUCUACUAGUUCAGGUGCUGCUGCUGAUAUCGAUAGCUUCAACCAGAGGAUAGAGAAUGGUUCUUCAAAGUGGCAGUUAAAAGGAAAGAGAAACUCAAGAUAUGGAAGUAAAAAUAAAAGACAAGACUCGAGGAAUUCUGUCGAUGUUGAUGAUGAAUCCAACGGUUAUUUGGCAGGCUUAGAGCCCGGGGAUGUAUUUUCUAUUGGUUCUGGUCGGAAAGUUGAUACAGAUUCUCAGGUAGAUGAGCUCAGGGGAUGGGGUGGGACCCGCAAACUACUUCAUAUGAGGGGGCCCACAGACAUGAAACUUUUGCCCGAUUGCUCUCCAACUUCACAAAGGUCACUUCCCUAUCGCCAAUCCCGUUUUACGGUGAACCCAAAAUAUCAGACAUCAGAUUUUCCUAUCAGAAAUUAUGAUACCGGUUCAUCCUUGUAUGAAGUUAAUCUGGAGGUGAAAGCGAGCUAUCGUCCUCAACAUGUUCCGUAUAUUUCUCUCAUGAGCAAAUUGAAUUGUCAACCCAUCAUAGGUCAUCCUCUUACUGUCGAGGUUUUGGACGAUGGUUUCUGUGAUCUUCUGGUGAGUGGGCCCGAAUGCUAUCUGACUAGUAGCAGCUGUGAGUUGGAUGAUGACCCGCAAGAGAAAUUCUCUGCUUUCGCAAGUGUUGAUUUUGAUUAUGAAGCAAAGCCAAAUAUCGGAGGUGGAAGGGUUCCUACAAAGCAUUUGACGUUGCAUCGUGUUUCGCCAAGUAAAUCACAAAAAACCCGGAAAAAUGGGCUCUCGUCUAAAAAGAUUCGCAAACUGUCUUCGCUAACCGGUUCUCGCAAGCAAAGUGAAGACGAAAAGAAACCUGUGGUAGAGAAGAUCAAGGGCCCCGCUGUAGCGUGUGUCCCCUUGAAAGUGGUGUUCAGUAGGAUAAAGGCAUCGCUUAAUGGUUCAAUUCGACCAGCACACCGUGUUAUGAAAUCGGUGUAAUCCAUGAAAUUUGCUUUUGAGUAGCUGCUGGGGAAAAAAAAUGUAUCCUUGUUUGUUUUUUUUUUUAGGGAUUUUGAUUCAAUUGGGCGGCCUAGUUUCAAAAUUUUUAUCUGUUAAAUUGUGCUCUGCUCUUCACAGCUCUGUACAUUCUGCCCUGGAAGGUAGAAUCCCUUCUUGUAUAAUAAUCGUCAUGACAUUUUUAUUGUAGGAAGGAUCUUUUUAGAGUAAAAAUGAAUUAGGCUGCUUUGGUUGUGUAUAUAUAAUGUAACAUUAGUAGAGGUGUAAAAAUGGUGACCUGAUGUUAGGGUUUGGUGAGAUCUGAUAUCUGGUUUGUUCUUGAAUUUUCGGUUGAUUCAAGGAGCUGAUGUUGCAGAGUACUGGUGUAGUCGAUGAAAAUCAUGAUUAAUGGAAGAUUCAAAGCCACAUUUUCUGGGCUUCUUUAGUGUUCUUGA
This is a messenger RNA of Camellia sinensis, 3066 nucleotides long. Lineage: Eukaryota; Viridiplantae; Streptophyta; Magnoliopsida; Ericales; Theaceae. The record is from RefSeq and is a predicted model, not a curated record.